UUCCGUGGUGUACUCAGUCUAUGGUGAAGCACGCCUCCGCUCGAGUCCUGGAAACGCUUACACCUUGUGCUUCCGCCAGGAACAAGGAUACGUCGUUCUAAAGUGACGCUCCAAGUGAUUCAGACCGACCGAAACCGAUCGUCUGAUUCGCCGAUAUUUCGCCCGUUGCCCCUAACCUUAUCCAACCUAACCUCCUUUUCGCCCCUUCUACUCUCAGUGCUGAACAGUGUUGGAUCCUGUUUUUUCGCGUUCGCUCGCUUGUGACUUUUCUUCCUGACUGGCUCACCUGGUCGGAAUUCUCGUGUAUUUUUGUGUGUCGUUUCCGAUCACGUGCAUUUUAUAUUCAAUUGCGCUUCGCGGAUCUUGUCAGCCUGCUGGGUUAAGUUUAGUGUCACGUCACCCUCGACGGUUCCUGUUUUUCCGGUCAGAAAAGCUGGUUUGCUUUCUUCCAAGCGUUACCAUUUGUUGGCGAGUUCUGAGAGUGGAGGAUCUUUUUUGUCAGAGAUAAGUUGAAUUCAUUAGUCGUUCGCGCCUCUCGAUUUACCACCGUUUUGUCAAAGUGCGCGUUGGCAAAGGAUCAGGUGGUAUCUUGAGAAUUCCAAUCGCGGAACUCGGACAUAACCUCAAAUCGCGUGCGAUCGAUAUAACGCGACGAAGAAACUCAAGGAUGCAAUGAGCGACGACAGUAGCGGUAGUGACUUUGACGACGAUGAGGAUCCUGAUAAAAUCGAGGUACCGGGUGGAGGUAAAGACCUCGCAACAGCGGCAGGAAUUGCCAACAUCAAAGAUGAAAAACCUCCCAUUAUACCACCUGGAGCUGCAGCAAAAGGUCUAGGCGAUGGUAACUUACUAAAUCAGAAGUUCGGUGGUAAAAUCCCGGGUGGACUUGUGACAAAGGCCACAACUCCUGGAUACGAGAUGGUACGAGUAGGGGGAUCGCAAGGUGCUCCACCAGGUUUCAUGAAUGCCAAUCAAAUGGCUCAGUUGAACCAGAUGGGCCCUGGUGGACCGUAUGGGUUUCCUCCUGGUCUAGCAUCUCUAGCGGGAUUUAAUCCUGCUGCUUUCCUUCAACAAACAAUGGAAAUGGGUAAUUUACUCGGAGGCUUUAUGGGUAUGGGAAUGAACAUGGGUGUGAAUCCAUUUGUUCAACUUUUAAACCAGAGCGGUCUCCACCCUAAUUGGUCUGCAGGACUUUCCGGCAAAGCUGUAUCACAGUUAUGGAUGAAUUCUGGUGAUCCAGGGAAAAUGAGCAUGCAGCCAACUUUACCGGAAGAAGAAGAAGUAGAUGACGAGGACAUGGGCGUUGCUGAGACUUAUGCAGACUACAUGCCAACUAAAUUGAAACUUGGACGUAAACACCCAGACCCGGUGGUGGAAACUGCAUCGUUAUCAAGCGUUGAACCUACAGACGUUUGGUAUAAGGUUUCAAUUCCUGAGGAAACUAUAAGAACUGGUGCUCUCUCAGCAUUACAGCUUGAAUCUAUUACGUACACCUCCCAACAACACGAACACCUACUUCCUGACGGAUCACGAGCUGGAUUUCUAAUUGGAGACGGUGCUGGUGUUGGAAAAGGUCGUACCAUUGCUGGAGUUAUAUUUGAGAAUUACUUAAAGGGCAGGAAACGUGCCAUUUGGGUUUCGGUUUCAAAUGAUCUAAAGUACGAUGCUGAACGUGACUUGAAAGACAUCGGCGCAUCUAAAAUCGAUGUUCAUGCAUUAAACAAAUUCAAGUAUGCAAAAAUUUCGUCAGCAGUCAACGGCAACGUAAAGAAAGGUGUCAUCUUCAGCACGUAUUCUGCUUUAAUUGGAGAGUCGUCUCAGAGUGGAGGGAAAUAUAAGAGCCGAUUGAAACAACUUCUUCAGUGGUGCGGAGAGGAUUUUGAUGGGCUCAUUGUAUUUGACGAAUGUCAUCGGGCUAAGAAUCUUUGCCCCACUGGUAGUUCCAAGCCCACAAAGACUGGUUUGACGGUACUGGAACUACAAAAUAAACUUCCUAAGUCCCGAGUAGUUUACGCCAGUGCUACGGGAGCGUCUGAGCCUCGAAAUAUGGCGUAUAUGGUCCGACUAGGAAUGUGGGGCGAAGGGACACCAUUUCCCGAAUUCAAUGACUUUAUCACCGCUGUCGAAAAACGUGGCGUCGGUGCUAUGGAAAUCGUAGCGAUGGAUAUGAAACUGCGUGGUAUGUACAUUGCACGACAGUUGAGCUUCCAUGGCGUUGCUUUCAAGAUCGAGGAGGUACCCCUUUCGAAGGACUUCACCAAAAUCUAUGAUCAUUCUGUCCGAUUGUGGGUAGAGGCGAUGCAAAGAUUCCAAGAAGCCGCCGAGCUGAUUGACGCCGAGAAUCGGAUGAAGAAGACCAUGUGGGGUCAAUUUUGGUCGUCGCAUCAACGUUUCUUCAAGUACCUCUGCAUCGCUGCAAAAGUGAAGCACGCCGUUGCAGUGGCGCGGGAGGCAGUGAAGUGCGGUAAAUGCGUGGUCAUUGGUCUGCAAUCGACCGGCGAAGCACGUACCCUGGAACAGCUUGAGCGAGAUGACGGCGAGCUCAGCGACUUUGUCUCCACGGCAAAGGGCGUACUGCAAACGUUGGUCGAGAAGCACUUCCCAGCGCCGGAUCGCAAUCGAAUUCACAGGCUCCUGGGCUUGGAGCCACCCAAAUCCCGCGAUGGAGACGACGACAUGGAUGGAGCCGGAGGAUCAGCGGGAGGAAGUAAAAGGAAACCGGUACGGCAAGCAGCGCAAAGGGCGUCGAAGAAGGUCAGAACCUGGUCCUCCGAGGAAGAGAUCUCCGACGAGGAGCGGAACGGCGGACACAGCUCCGGGUCCGAGUUCAAGCUGAGCGGAACCGAGAGCGAGGAGGAUAAUCGGACGGAAGAAGAGAGCAACGCUAGUUCGGACUUCAAUCCGUUCUAUAGCGACAGCGAUUCCGAUGCAGACCCGUGGGACAGGCGGAAGAAAAAGGGAGGGAAGAAGCAGAAGAAGCCCGUGAAGAAGCGACUCAGCACGCAGGAUAAGAUCCAGUCGAUGCUUGCCCAUAAGACCUCCAACAAUAGGAACAAACGCAACGGAGAUGCUGGCUCGAGCCACCAUGGACAACACAGUAACGCGGUUUCCGUUGGGCUUUCCGCCUCCCAGGCACCGCCCCGAGAUGCGAUCGAGCGAGCUUGCAGCAUGAAGGAGGAACUGUUGGCUCAGAUCGAGUCUCUGGGUGAGCGACUUCCGCCGAAUACGUUGGAUCAGCUGAUCGACGAGCUGGGCGGGCCUGAAAACGUUGCCGAAAUGACUGGGAGGAAAGGCCGAGUGGUACAAACCGAGGAUGGCGCCAUUCAAUAUGAAUCUCGGUCCGAGGUCGACGUACCUUUAGAAACCCUUAAUUUAACGGAAAAACAGAGAUUCAUGGACGGGGAGAAGACAGUAGCCAUAAUUUCGGAAGCGGCCAGCAGCGGCAUCUCCCUGCAGAGUGAUCGUCGGGCGCGGAAUCAGAUGCGUCGAGUUCACAUCACAUUAGAAUUACCGUGGAGUGCCGAUCGGGCGAUUCAGCAAUUCGGAAGGACCCACCGGUCUAACCAGGUCAACGCACCGGAGUACAUUUUCCUGAUAUCCGAUCUCGCCGGUGAAAGAAGAUUCGCCUCUAUCGUUGCGAAGCGUCUCGAAAGCCUCGGGGCGUUGACUCAUGGCGAUCGACGAGCCACGGAAACUCGUGAUCUCUCGCAAUUUAAUAUAGAUAACAAGUAUGGCAGAGCUGCCCUGGAAGCCACCAUGAAGACGAUAAUGGGAUAUGAACAACCGCUGGUGCCGCCUCCACAGGAUUACCGCGGUGACUUUUUCAAAGACGUAGCGGACGCGUUAGUGGGCGUCGGACUGAUUUGCAAUAGCGAAAACAUGCCCGGAGUAUUGACACUCGACAAAGACUACAACAACAUGUCCAAGUUCCUAAACCGAAUCCUCGGGAUGCCCGUGGAUUUGCAGAAUCGCCUUUUCAAGUAUUUCACCGACACGCUCAACGCGAUUGUCACGCAGGCAAAGAAGACCGGUCGGUUCGACAUGGGCAUCCUCGACCUCGGUACCUCGGGAGAGAACGUGCGUCGGGUAAAGAUUUAUCGAUUCCUGAGGAAACACGCCACGGGAACGGCGCCUACGGAGUUGCAUGUGGUACAUGUGGAGCGUGGUAUGAGCUGGUCGGAAGCCAAGGACCGCUGUUCCGAGCUGACCUCUUCAAAGGAGGGCUUUUACCUCAGCCAUCAAAUCAGGAAUGGAAAGCAAACAGCUAUCCUUGCAGUUGCCGUGGACUCUGGCAAGAAGAAGAGUGAAAGCAAAAAGGAUCAGCUGUUUAUGGUGUACAGACCGAAUACCGGGCUUCAACUUCGACAAGAGACUCUUGGCGAGCUCGAGAAGAAGUACAAGAAAGUGACCGAAGAAGAAGCCGAGUCGCAUUGGAAACAGCAGUACGAUGCGUCAGUAGACACGUGUUCCCACGCGUACUGGCGUGGUAAUUGCAAAAAUGUCACUCUUGGAAUGGAUUGCGAGGUUGGUCUUCGGCGGCGUUCCUACAACGUCCUCGCCGGAUCUGUAUUGAGUGUCUGGAGUCGGGUUGAAAGUGUCCUUGCCGCCCGUUCUGGACACAAUUCGAAGAUGCAGGUGGUGCGUCUUCGGACUGACGAGGGUCUCAAGAUCGUCGGCACGCUUAUCCCGAAGUCCUGCAUGGAGACUUUACGCCAAGCGCUCUCAACGGAUGCCGAGAAAACCGAGGAGCAGACGUUCCCUUCGUCUUAGAGAUAAGGACAAAGCGGAGCUGCCCAGCAGUAAUCUGGCACAGCAGUGACGUGGAUUCUACUCCGAUUUGUAGCCAAGUACCUUUGUAGGUUCCAGAUUGAAUCUACCAGUCUACGUUCGCCACGAAAAGGCACGUCGGUGAAUAAAAUGAAAGAUCGGAGAGCCACGAGCCACGAUCGUCGUUCAAUUCAUUAAAAAAGGAAAAAAAGAAAACGAAAUGUACGGUACGCGAACUUCACCGGGGAUGAUGUAGUUAGAAGAUUCUUUAUUUUAUUUUUUUUUUCUAGGCUGACGCUCUGGAGGACCCACGGUGACGAUUCCCCUAAACCUCCGGGCGACGUUGUUCCCCUUUCCCGUUCUCUACCUUCCCGUUUCUUUUCUUUUUUAAUUUAUCGCUAAGAUUUUUAAUCGCGACGUAAACAGCAGUGAUUUAAUUUAAUUGAGAGGAAAAAAAAGGAAGGAAAGAUGCAGUAAAUGAAACGGCUCGCUUCGAUCGAGUACAUGACUCUUCUCGAAUAGAGGCCAUAAGUUUUAAGUAUUCUCUGUACUAGACUCACCAAAAAUAAAAGUGUAAGGGUCGAAAGAGGUACGGCGGAGAAUAAAGAGAUCUCACGAGUUUAACAUGAGUGUGAGGCGCGAUUGUGAACUACUUCGUAUCGUUAGGUGAAAUUACGCUGCGACCUCGCGAAUUCUAUUCACGGGAUUAUGGGUCGAAGCCUAAAUUAAGUCUGCAAAAAAAAAAGACUACACUGUAAAAAAAAAGGGGGGGAUAUACGCAUUUUACCAAUGAUACACGGUGUAAUUUUACGAAGCGUUCGCAGAAAUUCUCUUAUAAACUCAGAAAAGAAUGCGUAACAAUAAAACUCAUACAUUGUAACGUAUUUUUCGUGAUUCGUAGUUCUGGAAGAGUGUAGAACCUUCUCCUGUAUUACCUUCGGUCAUUGAGUAACAUUUGUAUGGACAAUCUGAGUUAAACUACGCCUCGUUUGGUAUAAUCGUACUUUCCAUUCGUAAAGUUAUACUUUGUACCGUGGUUAACGUAUGUAAAGAUUUUUACAGGGUACAUACCAUCUUCCUACUUUGUCGUUACAUUACAGUGCAUCGCUACCACCACUGUCACCCUCACUAUUCAGUGCUAUAUUAUAGCUACAGUUACUACUGCUAUUUACUACUAACUGCUAUUCUAUAACUAUUAUUAUUAACGCUAUUACUACAGCAGCAAUUACUAUUAAACAUUAUUUAGACUCGCUGAGACACACGAUAUAUUUAUAUUGGAUGAAGAUGAACAUUGUGUAGUAGUUAUACUUUCCUCGUGUACUUGAGUAGAUGACUGUUCGUUUGUUUGUACGGUUGAGCGAAUAUUUGACGAGUGCUGAAAGUUGAAGGCUGUGCGUUUACGGUUUUUAAACGAGCCUUAA
Orussus abietinus is the source of this 6188-nucleotide messenger RNA. It is a transcript of the gene sno, whose product is annotated as protein strawberry notch. NCBI's taxonomy places the organism in Eukaryota, Metazoa, Arthropoda, Insecta, Hymenoptera, Orussidae. Gene Ontology annotation, molecular function: histone binding; chromatin DNA binding. Gene Ontology annotation, biological process: regulation of DNA-templated transcription. The transcript is spliced from 17 exons. Gene Ontology annotation, cellular component: nucleus. The record is from RefSeq and is a predicted model, not a curated record. The coding region runs from base 673 to 4770 and encodes 1365 amino acids.